CUCCACACACGAGCACACACACACACCAAAGCGGCACGCGCAGCUCCCGCAGGCGGGCUCCCGCCCCAUCCAUCCAUCCAUCCUCACCACAGGAUAAAAUGGACGCCGCCAUGGCAGCCCACCACCAACUCCCACCCCCUUCUGCCUGGCCGGUGUCUAUCGCCCCUGUCGAGCCCGCGCACGCGCGACCGCGCCAACGACGACACAAGGGGCGCAAUGCGAGAAGCGGCAAGGCCUGUUGACCCCAAAGAGGGUGGGCGGAAACAACCGCAUGCGCGCGUCAUAUGACUGGAUGUCUCGACAAGUGGGACGCAUGGAUGGCCGGCCGGGUAUCGCGACAGGAGGCAAGCCAGGCACGAGCGCGGCCCUCUUCAGGUUGGGGGCGUCCUGGCUGCACGGCUGAUAGUGUCGACUUCAAAGGAACGGCUGACUUGAAAAGGGACGGCUGCUCAAACGCGCGCGCGUCUUUUUCUCUGUUGACGAGUGGCAUUUCCGAAAGGCAUAUUAUUUGAACGGGGUUCUCUCUCUUCGUGAAAUAGCUCAAACAUGAUUUUAUCACCACCCGGGACGGGCAACUUUGUCACGCAAGUGGCACGCCAGGAGCCGCACGUCUUCACGCAGACCCUCACCCGGCCAGCCACUACGCUCGUCACGCUUGUCACCCUCGGCUCAUCAACGCCCACCACCGUCACCACCUCCUCCUCCUCAUCAUCAUCACCAUCAUCGGACCCGGCGGCCACAUCCCUCGUCGUCCCAGACAAUAACGGCAAGCACGGCCUUUCCAGCGUGCAGCUGGGCGCCAUCCUCGGCUCCAUCGCCGCCGUCGUCGUCAUCGUCAUCGUCGCCGGCAUCUGCCUCGCCAACAAGACCCCGCCGCGCCACAAGCGGCACACCUACGUGUACCAGGACUGGGGGGGUACCGCCGGCGACAGCAGCAGCAGUAGCAGCGGUGGUGGUGGUGGUGGCAGCUACGGUUCGUCGUCGACGUCGAGCAGCUCGACGGGCAGAUCCAAGAACAAGAAGAAGAAGCCCAAGCCCAAGGGGCCGAAGCGGCCGCCGCACGCACCGGAGCUGAUCCCCGGGGGCGCGCCGUAUCCGACGUACAAGGCAGUGCCGAUAUCGAAUCCGAGGAAGCCGCCCAGUGUGAAGCGAGUGUAUGUGUAGUGCCGCUGGGAG
Messenger RNA from Purpureocillium takamizusanense, 1176 nucleotides. RefSeq lists its product as uncharacterized. The coding region runs from base 547 to 1164 and encodes 205 amino acids. Lineage: Eukaryota; Fungi; Ascomycota; Sordariomycetes; Hypocreales; Ophiocordycipitaceae. The record is from RefSeq and is a predicted model, not a curated record. The transcript has a single exon.